GUGGGCUUUUUGGGGGGGGGUUACGCCUUCAUUUAGUCAUUUCAAUCCAAAAGAGUCAGCCAGGUCUGGAGCGUCUCGAUGCCCAUCGUUAUCAAUUAUCAUUGACCAGGACGGAACGAUUUUAAUCGGGGUUAACAAACUCUGGUUAGCCCAGCUGUAUAACUUAGCGAGAUCCGAUAAUAGCGGGCGAUAUAUCCGGCACACCAAGGAUUGAAACAGCGGUGUAACGCACCGGCUCGUGCGCUCCUCGCUUUCGUCGCCUUUGUUCGCUCAGUCGUGACGCUUAAAAUUCCACCCCACACUUUCGCUCCUCUCGCUCUGGAACUCCGCCGCAGCGGCGAAUUGUGGAGGCUACGUCGCUUUCUUUCUUCGCACUUGGAAGUCGAGGAAGAAUCGAUCAGCUGUCAUGGAAGACUACAGAGAUAAAUACACCAAGGAUGGGACAACAGAUAUCCAUGGCCAACCAGCUCUGAAGAAGGAAACUGGAAAUUGGAGGGCUUGUCCCUACAUACUUGCAAAUGAAUGCUGUGAGAGGCUGGCAUACUAUGGCAUGAGUACCAAUCUAGUAAACUACAUGAAAAAUCGGCUCAACCAAGUGAAUGCUACUGCUGCAAACAAUGUCACUAACUGGUCUGGUACGUGCUAUAUUAUGCCACUUCUCGGGGCAUUUAUAGCUGAUGCCUACUUAGGAAGAUAUUGGACAAUUUCCAGCUUCAUGAUCAUCUAUAUAUUGGGUUUGGUAUUACUGACUAUGACGGCAUCAGUGAAAGGUCUGAAAGCUCCUUGCAGUAAUGGUGUUUGUCAUCCAACAAAAGCACAAACCGCAGCAGUCUUUAUAGCACUUUAUCUUAUUGCAUUGGGUACAGGAGGGAUCAAACCAUGUGUCUCUUCUUUUGGUGCUGACCAGUUUGAUGAAUCUGAUGAAUCAGAGAAGAAGAGAAAAAGUUCAUUCUUCAAUUGGUUCUACUUCUCCAUUAACAUAGGAGCCCUGAUUGCUGCUUCUGUGCUAGUUUGGAUUCAGAUGAAUGUUGGAUGGGGAUGGGGUUUCGGAAUCCCUGCAGUGGCAAUGGCCGUUGCAGUUAUAAGCUUUUUCUGGGGCACAAGAUUGUAUAGGCACCAAAAACCUGGAGGAAGUCCUCUGACACGUAUUGCUCAGGUUAUUUUUGCAUCUGUAAGGAAGGCAGGAGUGAAGGUACCUGCUGACAAGUCACUAUUAUAUGAAAUUACAGUAAAAGAAUCAGCCAUAGAAGGUAGCCGUAAGCUUAAACACACAGACCAAUUAACCUUCCUUGACAAGGCUGCGGUAGAGACUGAAGAAGACAAGAACAAGGGUCCAGUGAAUCCAUGGAGACUUUGUACAGUCACCCAAAUUGAGGAGCUGAAGAGUGUUCUCCGACUUCUUCCUAUAUGGGCAAGUGGCAUUAUUUUCUCAACUGUCUACAGCCAGAUGAGCACCAUGUUUGUCCUCCAAGGCAACACUCUGGAUCCCCAUAUGGGCCCCCACUUCAAGAUACCAUCGGCUUCUCUCUCCAUCUUUGAUACCAUUAGUGUAAUUGUGUGGGUUCCAAUUUAUGAUCGUUUUUUAGUACCAUUCGUGCGGAAACUCACUGGCCGGGAUCGCGGCUUCACCCAGCUGACGCGCAUGGGCAUUGGUCUUUUCAUCUCCAUCUUUUCAAUGUUGGCAGCUGGUAUUCUCGAGGUUGUUAGGCUGCAAGUUGUGGCACGGCACAACUUAUACAAUGACAAAGAUGACUAUGUUCCCAUCUCAAUAUUCUGGCAAGUGCCUCAAUACUUCAUCAUAGGGGCCGCCGAAGUGUUCACCUUCAUCGGGCAACUGGAAUUCUUCUACGACCAAGCACCUGACGCAAUGCGGAGCAUGUGCUCAGCCCUAUCGCUUACCACCGUUGCACUUGGAAACUACCUGAGUACCUUGCUUGUUACAAUCGUCACAUCCAUUACUACAAAGAAUGGAAAACUCGGAUGGAUUCCUGACAAUCUUAAUCAAGGCCAUCUGGAUUACUUCUUUUGGCUUUUGGCAAUUCUCAGUGUGCUAAACUUACUCGUGUAUCUAGUGAUUGCAAAGUUCUAUACCUACAAAAACACAGUAGAGGAUGCAGAUACGAAAGGUGAUGCCAUCGAGCCAUGAAUAAGGCAGUAUGCCAAGCUGUAGAAGUCUAUAUGGUAGAUCAGUCAGUAUCGCACCUCUACUGGGUACUUUUAUUUAUUUGAUAAACCUUUUAAAGAAAGGUAUAUUGCAAUUACUGAGUUGUUCUUGUGGUUAGUAAUCCUGUGAAUAUAAUUAUGCUGCUCUUUUAGUA
Messenger RNA from Zingiber officinale, 2318 nucleotides. Its product is annotated as protein NRT1/ PTR FAMILY 8.1-like. NCBI's taxonomy places the organism in Eukaryota, Viridiplantae, Streptophyta, Magnoliopsida, Zingiberales, Zingiberaceae. The record is from RefSeq and is a predicted model, not a curated record. Gene Ontology annotation, biological process: oligopeptide transport; transmembrane transport. Bases 407 to 2146 code for a protein of 579 amino acids. Gene Ontology annotation, molecular function: transmembrane transporter activity. Gene Ontology annotation, cellular component: membrane. The transcript has 5 exons.